Amoebophrya sp. A120 is the source of this 2620-nucleotide messenger RNA. The record is from the annotation of a GenBank genome assembly. NCBI's taxonomy places the organism in Eukaryota, Dinophyceae, Syndiniales, Amoebophryaceae.
UUAAGUGGUUUUGCGACCAGGUCGUGGUCCCUUGACCACGUGACGUGUAAAAAUAGCUUUCAAAACGACGUAUCAGUCGCACCUCGAUCGCUGCUCUUGCUGCGUUUGCGCAAAUGGUAUUGAUUCUUUGACACAGCUCAUGCCGACUUUUCCUUCGCAAAAAAUGUUAAUCUCCAAUAUCCCUAGCCUUGUAGAGGGCCCACGAUGUAGUUCCGUGGAAUUCUAGUUUGCUUUGAAUCCUCGUAAGAAGCAAGAAGUUUUUACAGCGUGGGUUCCUGCUUCCUAUAGCUCGAUACCAUGUCCGCGAACCAGGGCGCGCGGUCGCGGCUCGGCGCGUCUCUCCGGGCCAUGACCGGCGGGGGUCAGAAGGCCGCGUCGAGUUCAGCCGCGGGGAGUAGUGAUCAUGCCGCGAAGGAGGUCGAGAUUGUGAAAUUGGUGCCACCGCAGCGACUGGAAGAUCUCUACCAGUACGAUGUAAAAUUGUACGACGCAGGUAUAAAAAUGAUGAUAUUUUGGUGUGACAGUGACUCAGGUCAUCAUCCUUGUCAUGAUGCAGUGGAGGAACCAACUACAAGCAUGACAAGCAUUCUCUCUCAAUGCCCUCCCGCAUGACAAAUUCCUUAGGUGACCGCAGCAAAGUUUUCGCGGCCAAAGAGCGGGCGACGGGCAAGGACGUGAUCGUGAAAAUCAGGAAGAUAUGCACGGCAAAUAUCUCUGGGUCUGGAAAGAUUCACCUGAUUUGUGUUGCUGAGUUUUGCAUGAAAGAGCGAUGUUCUGCACGGUAUAAACGCAUCACAAAUUUUCCGUCCGGUAUUGCGAGCUCCACCGCGGUGUGCAUGACAAACUGAGAUUCACUGCAUGACAAGAAGUUGGCCAAUCGCAUUGAUGUAUUACAGAUCUCGUUGGGUUUUCAAUUUUGCAUCACAAAUUCAGACCCAGACAGGUUUGUAAUGCAUAAAAGAAAGGUUUCUUUUCCGGCGGGGAACGGGUCUGGCGGUCGGUGCUGACGAGGAUGAUGAACAUAUGCAGUGCAAAAGUAUCGUACUCGUAUCAAUACAUCACAAAUUUUAUUCUCAGCAUGAAAAAUAAAAUUUGUAAUGCUGAUCUACCUCAAGAAAAAGAUUUGUAAUGCAUGACUGCAAUCAGUACGAGUGCGAUGCUUUUGCACAGCAUAGAACAUUGAGGAGAACGAAAAUGUUCUAGGGAUUGACACCAUUCUAGAGGACGACAAAGGUAUUGUCAUUAACAUUAAGUCUUGAAAAUGAUAUAAUACGAGUCUUUUCACAUGCACUUUCGCGAAGCUUGCUUGCAUGUCUUUGUCCGACCGAUGCCGAUGCUAUUGGAACAAGUCGAGUGCUAGUAUACUUGCAUCAAAGAAGGAGUGUCAGUUUUAUGUUUAUCAUGCACACAACGCACUAAAAUGAUUAUUCCCAGCCUACUACGUGAUCAUGCAGAAGUGCGGCGGCGGCGAGCUUUUCGACUUCCUCUUAAACGAGACAGACGUCCCGGAGCGGGAGUGUAAACGGAUCAUGCGGGAAAUCCUGAAAGCGGUGGACCACCUGCACAGCAAGGGGUUGAUCCACCGCGAUAUCAAACCGGAAAACGUUUUGUUUGAGAAGGCAAAGGAGGAGCAACAGUCCCCGGAAGAGCAGCGGAAGUUGAAAUUGAUCGAUUUUGACACCUGUGCAUUGCAAAAGUAUCGUAUUCUAGGAUGAAUUGCAUCACAAAUUUUCUGAAGAAGAAAUAUGCAACUUGUCAUGCUACUUCGGGUAGAAAGUCGAAUUUGUCAUGCAAUUGCCCUACGAGUGCGAUACUUUUGCAGUGGAUAACCACUGCCAGGACUGGACACCGAAAUCGCCGAAGGCGCAAAGAAUCGUCGGGACACCGGGGUACAUCGCGCCGGAGAGCUUUCGCGGGGACUACACGCCAAGUAGCGAUCUGUGGUCCGUGGGCGUGAUUCUGUACAUUCUGAUGACAGGGGACAUGCCGUUUCCGGAAGACGUAUCUUAGACGAUUCUGUUGUGUGUUUUGUGAUUGUGACGCAUGAUUGUCCACUCGUGCUGUGGUCCUGUUCGAUGCAAAUUUUCACUGCUUAAAAAUAAUGAACACAGGUGUUCGGCGACGAUAUUGCGGGCAACAAUCAGGUCGGCGGCGCAAAAAUGGAGCAGAUCUACAAGCGGCUGAAAACUUUCCAGAUUGACUUCGACUGCCCGCCGUGGCCGGAUUUCCCGCAGGCCCGGGACCUGUGCUCCCAGUUGCUGGCGUUUGACCCGGGUGACCGGAGCCCGAGUGCCGCGGACGCACUGCAGCAUCCGUGGCUGAAGGAAUGAUAACGAAUGUUGUACGUCGUAAAUAUCAAGAUUAUGAUCUGUUUCACCAGUGAUAAAGCAGUAAGUAGUAGAGUGUAAAUGUAAAAUUCGAAGACAAGAACGAUUUCAAGCAUAGUAUCUCGAUGGACGAAAAAGACAACGAGUACAACUGUUCCAUGUUGUGCUAUCACGAAGAAGAAUGAAACUUAGGAAUGUGCAAGAUUAGGAAACAAAAAUGAUCUUGUUUGAGGAAUAGCUUUGCUACCUCAAAGUGUAAAAAGAGAAAGUGAACACGUAUUGUUAUCAUGGAG